AUGAGCUGCACAGAUGAGCAAAAACUCCUUUUUGCCACCUACCUCCUGAAUGGUGAUGUUGAGUAUUGGUGGGCAGGUAUGCAGCAGCAGAUGCAGACCCGAGAUGAACAGGUGGAGUGGACUAGCUUCAGGACGCGGUUCCUGGAGAAAUAUUUCCCCGACACCGCCAGACAGGACAGGGAGGCAGAGUUCCUCGCACUGCAGCAGAGGGACAUGACUGUGCAAGAGUACGUGAAUCGGUUUGAGUAUCUGGCGAGGUUUUCCUCUCAAAAUAUGAUAGAAGAGUGGAAAUGUUUGAAGUUUGAGCGGGGACUCAAACAUGAGCUUAAGAAGGUGGUGACUCCUUUACGAGAAAGAAGAUUUCCUGUCUUGGUGGAACAUGCCAAGAGUGCCGAGCAUUUGGAGAAAGGCCCUGGCCUAAUAGUGAGCAGACAUAAGAGGAAUGUCGCAGAGGCGCGACAAAUGAAGAAGCUAUAUAGCCGGCCACAGACAUCUGGGGGUCCCACUUGCUAUCAUUGUGGCAGACCUCAUUUGAAGAGAAACUGCCCAUAG
Molecule: messenger RNA, 552 nt
Organism: Vigna unguiculata (cowpea)
Lineage: Eukaryota; Viridiplantae; Streptophyta; Magnoliopsida; Fabales; Fabaceae
Source: RefSeq, a predicted model, not a curated record